Messenger RNA from Myzus persicae (green peach aphid), 1704 nucleotides. RefSeq lists its product as uncharacterized. The transcript is spliced from 2 exons. The coding region runs from base 1 to 1704 and encodes 567 amino acids. The record is from RefSeq and is a predicted model, not a curated record. Lineage: Eukaryota; Metazoa; Arthropoda; Insecta; Hemiptera; Aphididae.
AUGUUACAACCAUUAGAUCAACAAUUUGUCAAUAAUUCUAGUAUAACAGUUAAUAGCAAAGAUUUUUUUGAUGAUUAUAUUUUAUUGAACCAUGAAAGAAUAGAAAAAACUUCUCUAGAUGUUAAACUAUGUAAAUGGAUAGUUGAUUUUCAUGUUUCACAUAACUGUGUAAAUGCUCUCUUAUUAAUUUUAAGAUCAGAAGGCCUUGAUCUCCCUAAAGAUACUCGAACUUUAAUAAAAACUCCUAAACCAAAUGAUCAUACUAUUAUAAGUAUUCAUCCAGGAUCGUAUAUACAUCUUGGUAUCGAAUUUAUGUUGUCUAAAUUCAUAACUGCACAUCUGGAACAUUUUAAAAAUGACCAAAUACAACUAGCAAUGAAUGUUGAUGGUUUGCCUCUAACGUCUAGUUCAAAAUCAAGCCUUUGGCCCAUUCUUAUAUCAUUUGUAAAUGUACAAAAUGUAUCACAAACUGUAAUUCCAGUAGGACUGUACCAUGGAAAAUAUAAAAAGCCAACUUCAAGUAAUGAUUACCUUAGACCGUUUAUAGAUGAGAUGAAACACUUUUUAUCUACUGGUAUAACUAUAAAUAAUAACAUUUUUAAAUUUGAAUUAGUUCAGGUUGUAUGUGAUGCCCCAGCGAAAGCUUUUGUUUUAAACGUUAAAGGCCAUAAUGCAUAUCAUGGAUGUAAUUCAUGUACAGUCGAAGGAGAUUUUAUUCAUAAUCGAAUGGCAUAUUUAGAUAUGAACGCACCUUUAAGGACAGAUCAGUCAUUUCGUACAAAAAUAGAUGAAUUUUAUCAUAAAGAUGUUAGCCCACUUGAAUACUUGCCCAUUGAUAUGACUUCUUCUGUUGUAUUAGAAUAUAUGCACAAUGUUUGUUUGGGUGUUAUGAAGAGGUUAUUGGCAUUUUGGGUAAAAGGUAACAAAUCAGUGCGUCUUGACAAUCCUGAAGUUAUUUCUGAUGAAUUAAAUAAAAUAAAAUCAUUUUUUCCUGUUGAGUUUAACCGUUUACCAAGGACUUUAGAAGAAUUUGAGUACUGGAAAGCUAGUGAAUUUAGAACAUUCCUUAUUUAUACAGGACCAAUUGUCUUAAAAGGACGAAUAAAAAACUCUUUUUAUAAACAUUUUAUGCUUUUAAGUUGUGCCAUAAGAUUGUUAAUUUCCUUUAAAACUGCAUAUACUUAUAAUAAUUUUGCUAAAAUGUUAUUAAGACAAUUUGUAACUGAAUAUUCUGUACUCUACGGUAAAGAAUAUGUAGGUUACAAUGUACAUGGCCUUAUUCAUAUUUGUGAUUUUGUGUUACUGCAUGGAAACUUGGAUGCUUUUUCUGCAUUCAAGUACGAAAAUUAUUUACAGUUUGUAAAAAAAAGUUGCAAAAAUGCUAGAUAUCCUCUUCAAGAUACGUAUAACCGUAUAAUAGAACAAAUCAAUACUACGUCAACUUGUACUGUAAAAAAAUAUCCUAUCCUCAAAAAUGAAAUAGAUUAUGAUCCUUCAAUUAAAAUUGAAGUAAUGAAGUAUAAUACAUCUAUAGUAUUUCAAAAUCCCAUUUCGUCAGAUAUUAUAAAAAUAUUUUAUACUCAUGAAAUUAUUCCAAAGCCUCCUUUAACUUCAAUUGAUGUUGACUCUAUAGAAUAUAAGUGUUUUUCAUUUCCAAUAAAUGACCAUAAGUCAAUUGUUUUAGCAUUACUGCAUUCUACAUAA